CUGCAGGUGUGUGGUCACCUCCAGCAUGAGACCUCCCGGCACGAGACCUCCCAGCACGAGACCUCCCACAACGAGACCUCCCAGCACGAGACCUCCAACCACGAGACCUCCCAGCACGAGACCUCCCAGCACGUGACCUCCCAGCACGAGACCUCCCAGCACGUGACCUCCCGGCACGAAACCUCCCAGCACGAGACCUCUCAACACGUGGCCUCCCGGCACGUGGCCUCCCGGCACGAGACCUCCCGGCACGAGACCUCCCAGUACGAGACCUCCCAGUACGAGACCUCCCAGCACGAGACCUCCCAGCACGAGACCUCCCAGCACGAGACCUCCCAGCACGAGACCUCCCGGCACGAGACCUCCAGCGCCGAGACCUCCCAGCACGAGAACUCCCAGCACGAGACCUCCCAGCACGAGACCUCCAAGCACGAGACCUCCAACCACGAGACCUCCCGGCACGAGAAAAGAAACGGGAAUUCACAAUUCACUUUGCAAAUUACGCACAAACAGAGAUAG
This is a messenger RNA of Procambarus clarkii (red swamp crayfish), 519 nucleotides long. The record is from RefSeq and is a predicted model, not a curated record. Lineage: Eukaryota; Metazoa; Arthropoda; Malacostraca; Decapoda; Cambaridae.